This is a messenger RNA of Oncorhynchus mykiss (rainbow trout), 7178 nucleotides long. NCBI's taxonomy places the organism in Eukaryota, Metazoa, Chordata, Actinopteri, Salmoniformes, Salmonidae. The record is from RefSeq and is a predicted model, not a curated record.
AGAGCGAAUUCGGAUCCGUUCCGAGAUCAUCGGAGAGCCUUUUCGAUUUAUCAAACCCAUUUACCGAGGUUUUGACAAAAAUGAAUGAGAAAGAACUGCUCCAUGGGCUGAACGACCGUUUCGCCGGAUUCAUAGAGAAGGUGCGUCAUUUGGAGCAUGAAAAUGAAUUGUUUGAGAGGGAAAUCGAGGAAAUCAAACUAAAGGCACAGUCCCCUGCGUCUCUGGCCCAGGAGCACGAGCCGGAGCUUAUGGACCUGAGGAACCUAGUUCAUGACAUCUCCCUUCAGAAGCGUCAGAUCGAGAUAGAGCAUCAGAACCUGGAGGAAGAUUUCCUCAUCUUGAGAGACAAGUAUGAGCAGGAGGCACGUGACCGCUCGAACGCAGAGAACGGUAUCCUUGUGCUGAAAAAGGACGCCAACGAUGCAUACCUUGCCAAACUUCAGUUGGACAACAAAGCGCAGUCUUUGGUGGACGAGAUCCACUUCCUGAAGAACAACCAUGAGGACGAGAUAUCAGAAAUGGUGGCCCAGAUCCAAGAGGCUCAAGUAACGGUCAAGGCAUACAACUUUGGCAAACCUGACAUCACAGAGGCUCUCCGGGACAUCCGUGUGCAGUUAGAAGGUCACGCCACUUCCGACAUUCAGCAGGCCGAGGAGGGCUUCCGUGUCCAGUUCGCAAAGUUAACCAAAGCGGCAGAAAGUAACAGGGAGGCGUUGAAGGCAACCCAACAGGAGAUCCAGGAGAAUAGAAGGCACCUGCAGGGGAAGACAAUUGAACUGGACUGUGGUAAAGGAAUGAGAGAGGCCCUGGAAAAACAACUACAAGAGCUGGAGGAGCGUCACUAUGCAGAAUUGAUUCAUUACCAGGACACUAUCAGGCAGCUGGAGAAUGAGCUGACCAAUGCUAAACUAGACAUGUCUGGCUACCUGAGAGAGAACCAGGACCUGCUGAAUGUCAAAAUGGCUUUGGAUGUGGAGAUUCUCUCUUACAGGAAACUCCUGGAGGGUGAGGAGUCCCAUCUGUACACCAUCUCUGACACCCACAUCUCCAUGCCCUGCAUCUACCGCCAGUCCCCCGUCUACACCCUGCCUUGCCUGGCCCGGCAGGGAGGGCCCACACGCAGGUCUGAACCCCAGUACAAGUUUGUUGAGGAGAUCAUCUCUGAGACCACCAGAGACAUGGAGAUGUCCGAGAUUGAGGAGAAAGGCUCCGAGGAGACGGUCGGGGGAGAGGGAGACAAGUUGAGACAGAAGCAGGGAGAAGAGAGUGACAAAGCUGAGAGGAGAAGUGGGGAACAGGUGGAUGAGCAUAAAGAGAAAGCUAGAGGUAAAGUGGAUGUUGAAGUGGACGCCCCGGAGGAAGAGGGUGAACAGGAGGAAGAGUCUAAGAGACAGCAGAUGGUCACAUCAGCAGAGGUCGAGGUAAAUGGAGAUGGAGUUAGCCCUAGUGAGGGAGAAAAUGGAGAGGAGGGAGAUGAUGAAAGAGAGGAGGAAAAGGGGGGUGAGCCAGAUGCAAUCAAAAAGACAGAGGACAUUGACAGAGGUGAAAAUACACAAAGUGAAGUCAAAUCAGCUGAGGCCACCAGUGAGGGAGAGAAGGAAAAACUGGACACAACAGAGAAGCUAGACAGCGAGAUAAACGAGACAUUAGAAAAAGAUGACACCCCAAAACAAGGCAAAUCCCAACUAGAGGUUCCCAUGAAUGGUGACAUCUCAACAGAACCCAAAACGUCAGAGUCAGAGGAUAGCAAAACAGGUUCAAUAAAGGGUGAACCACAGGUCCCCACAGAGGACAUCUCCAAAGAACCCAAAAAGGUGUCAGAGGAGAGAAAAAUAGAAAGCCCUUUACAAGAGAAAAAAGAGGUAGAUCUGAAAGAGGAGAGUGCCCCAACAGAGCAACAACAAGAUAGCCCAAAAGAAAGUCCCAUCAAAGAGGGGAAAAAGGUAGAUCUGACAGACCAGAGUGCCCCAACACUGGAGCAGAAACCUGAUCAGAAGGAGCACAGAGAGUCAGACCAACCUCAAGAGGCAGAGAGUGCUGUGACAACACAAGAAGAGGAUCUCCCUGAGCCCACAGAGAAGGACAUGGAAUCCCCUGAUAACACUGCAGAGCUCAACACCAGUUCAACCAAGGAGACAGUGGAGCAGGUGAAGUCACCUGAUGAUUCUGGUGUAAAAACGACACAAGAUGAGAGAACAGUAGGAGGUAAAAUGCCAGACAGAAUUCUCAGCACAACAAGUGAGUGUAAGGAAGACCUUGUGCAAAAGAUUCCUAAAAAGGAGGUGGGUCCGACAGAGCAAAAAGUGAGCAGCAAGGAUGAUAGUGUAAAAAUUGUUGGCAGUGAAAAGGUCACAAAAGAUGUCUCAAUGGGUGAGGAAAAAAGGAAAGAAUCUGAGACAUCCCCCAAACCCGACCCAACUGUCACCCCUAAAGAAGAAACUUCCAUUAAACCAGAACCAGCAGUCACUGCAAAAGAAGAAACGUCCCCAAAACCAGAACUAGCAGUCACCACUAAAGAAGAAACUUCCCCAAAACCAGAAAUAGCAGUCACCACUAAAGAAGAAACGUCCCCAAAACCAGAACUAGCAGUCACGGCUAAAUUAGAAACUUCCCCAAAACCAGAACUAGCAUUCACCACUAAAGAAGAAACGUCCCAAAAACCAGAACCAGGAGUCAUCCCAAAGGUAGAUACUUCCCCAAAACCAAUCUCAACCAUCACCCCUAAAGAAGAAACGUCCCCAAAACCAGAAUCAGCAGUCACCCCUAAAGAUGACACAUCCCCUAAACUGGACCCCACUGUCACUCCUAAAGAAGAAACAACACCGCAUCCAGAGCCAACUGUCACCCCUAAAGAGGAGACAUCUCCUAAACCAUACCCCACUGUCACCCCUAAAGAGGAAACACCCCCAAAACCAUUCCUGACAGUCGCCACUAAAGAGGAGACAUUCCCUAAACCAGAACUAUCAGCCACCGCUAAAUUAGAAACUUCCCCAAAACCAGAUCUAGCAGUCACCCCUAAAGAACAAACUUCCCCAGAGCCAGAACCAGCAGUCACCCCUAAAGAAGAAACGUCCCAAAAACCAGAACCAGGAGUCAUCCCAAAAGUAGAAACUUCACCCAAACCAGAACUAGCAGUUACCCCUAAAGUAGAAACGUCCCCAAAACAAAGCUCAACCAUCACCCCUAAAAAAGAAACGUCCCCAAAACCAGAACCAGCAGUCGCCCCUAAAGAUGACACAUUCCCUAAACCGGACCCCACUGUCACUCCUAAAGAAGAAACAACCCCGCAUCCAGAGCCAACUGUCACCCCUAAAGAGGAGACAUCCCCAAAACCAUUCCCGACAGUCGCACCUAAAGAGGAGACAUUCCCUAAACCAGAACUAUCAGUCACCGCUAAAUUAGAAACUUCCCCAAAACCAGAUCUAGCAGUCACCACUAAAGAACAAACUUCCCCAAAAGCAGACUCAACCAUCACCUUUAAAGAAGAAAUUUCCCCAAAUCCAGAACCAACAAUCACCCCUAAAGAAGAAAAUUCCCCAAAACCAGAACUAGCAGUCACCACUAAAGAAGAAACUUCCCCAAAACCAGAAAUAGCAGUCACCACUAAAGAAGAAACGUCCCCAAAACCAGAACUAGCAGUCACGGCUAAAUUAGAAACUUCCCCAAAACCAGAACUAGCAUUCACCACUAAAGAAGAAACGUCCCAAAAACCAGAACCAGGAGUCAUCCCAAAGGUAGAUACUUCCCCAAAACCAAUCUCAACCAUCACCCCUAAAGAAGAAACGUCCCCAAAACCAGAAUCAGCAGUCACCCCUAAAGAUGACACAUCCCCUAAACUGGACCCCACUGUCACUCCUAAAGAAGAAACAACACCGCAUCCAGAGCCAACUGUCACCCCUAAAGAGGAGACAUCUCCUAAACCAUACCCCACUGUCACCCCUAAAGAGGAAACACCCCCAAAACCAUUCCUGACAGUCGCCACUAAAGAGGAGACAUUCCCUAAACCAGAACUAUCAGCCACCGCUAAAUUAGAAACUUCCCCAAAACCAGAUCUAGCAGUCACCCCUAAAGAACAAACUUCCCCAGAGCCAGAACCAGCAGUCACCCCUAAAGAAGAAACGUCCCAAAAACCAGAACCAGGAGUCAUCCCAAAAGUAGAAACUUCACCCAAACCAGAACUAGCAGUUACCCCUAAAGUAGAAACGUCCCCAAAACAAAGCUCAACCAUCACCCCUAAAAAAGAAACGUCCCCAAAACCAGAACCAGCAGUCGCCCCUAAAGAUGACACAUUCCCUAAACCGGACCCCACUGUCACUCCUAAAGAAGAAACAACCCCGCAUCCAGAGCCAACUGUCACCCCUAAAGAGGAGACAUCCCCAAAACCAUUCCCGACAGUCGCACCUAAAGAGGAGACAUUCCCUAAACCAGAACUAUCAGUCACCGCUAAAUUAGAAACUUCCCCAAAACCAGAUCUAGCAGUCACCACUAAAGAACAAACUUCCCCAAAAGCAGACUCAACCAUCACCUUUAAAGAAGAAAUUUCCCCAAAUCCAGAACCAACAAUCACCCCUAAAGAAGAAAAUUCCCCAAAACCAGAACUAGCAGUCACCCCUAAAAAUAUAACAUUCCUUAACCCUGAGCCCAGUGUCACUCCUAAAGAAGAAACAACCUCUCAACCAGGGCCAACUGUCACUCCUAAAGAGGAGACACCCCCUAAACCGUACCCCACUAUCAACCCUAAAGAAGAAACUUCCAUUAAACCAGAACCAGCAGUCACCCCUAAAGAAGAAGCUUCCCCAAAAUCAGAUUUAACCAUCACCCCUAAAGAAGAAACUUCCCCAAAACCAGAUCUAGCAGUCACCCCUAAAGUAGAAACUUCACCAAAACCCGAACUAGCAGUCACGGCUAAAGUAGAAACUUCCCCAAAACCAGUACUAGCAGUCACACCUAAAGAUGAAAUUUCCCCAAAACCAGAACCAGCAGUCACCCCUAAAAAUGAAACAUUCACUAACCCAGACCCCACUGUCACUCCUAAAGAAGAAACUUCCCCAAAACCAGAACCAGCAGUCACCCCUAAAGUAGAAACUUCCCCAAAACCAGAACCAGCAGUCACCGCUAAAGUAGAAACUUCUCCAAAGCCAGCAGUCACCACUAAUGUAGAAAUUUCCCUAAAACCAGAGCACACUGUCACUCCUAAAGAAGAAACAACCCCGCAACCAGAGCCAACUGUCACUCCUAAAGAGGAGACUUCCCCUAAACCGUACCCCACUGUAUCCACUAAAGAAGAAACAUCCCCGCAACAGGAACCAACAGUCACCCCUAAAGAGGAGACAUCCCCUAAACCAUAUCCCACUGUCACCACUAAAGAAGAAACAUCCCCUAAACCGUUCCCCACUAUUGCCCCUAAAGAGGAGACAUCCCCUAAACCAGAACGAGCAGUCACCACUAAAGUAGAAACUUCCCCAAAACCAGAACUAGCAGUCACAACCAGAGAAGAAACUUCCCCAAAGCCAGAACCAGCAGUCACCGCUAAAGAAGAAACUUCCACAAAAUCAUCUCUAGCAGUCACCAUUAAAGAACAAACUUCCCCAAAAGCAGACUCAACCAUCACCUUUAAAGAAGAAACAUCCCCAAAUCCAGAACCAACCAUCACCCCUAAAAAAGAAACGUCCCAAAUACCAGAACCAGCAGUCGCCCCUAAAGAUGACACAUUCCCUAAACCGGACCCCACUGUCAACCCUAAAGAAGAAACUUCCAUUAAACCAGAACCAGCAGUCACCCCUAAAGAAGAAGCUUCCCCAAAACCAGAUUCAACCAUCACCCCUAAAGAAGAAACUUCCCCAAAACCAGAUCUAGCAGUCACCCCUAAAGUAGAAACUUCCCCAAAACCAGAACCUGCAGUCACAGCUAAAGUAGAAACUUCCCCAAAACCAGUACUAGCAGUCACACCUAAAGAUGAAAUUUCCCCAAAACCAGAACUAGCAGUCACCCCUAAAGAAGAAUCUUCCCCAAAACCAGAAACAACUGUCACUCCUAAAGAGGAGACAUCCCCUAAACCGUACCCCACUGUCACCGCUAAAGAAGAAACAUCCCCGCAACAGGAACCAACAGUCACCCCUAAAGAGGAGACAUCCCCUAAACCAUAUCCCACUGUCACCACUAAAGAAGAAACAUCCCCUAAACCGUUCCACACUAUUGCCCCUAAAGAGGAGACAUCCCCUAAACCGCAUCCCACUGUCACCACUAAAGAAGAAACAUCCCCAAAACCGUUCCCCACUGUUGCCCCUAAAGAGGAGACAUCUCCUAAACCAGAACGAGCAGUCACCACUAAAGUAGAAACUUCCCCAAAACCAGAACUAGCAGUCACAACCAGAGAAGAAACUUCCCCAAAGCCAGAACCAGCAGUCACCGCUAAAGAAGAAACUUCCACAAAAUCAUCUCUAGCAGUCACCGCUAAAGUAGAAACUUCCCCAAAAACAGUAAUAGCAGUCACACAUAUAGAAGAAAGUUCCCCAAAACUAGAACCAGCAGUCACCCCUAAAGAAGAAACUUCCCCAAAACCAGAACCAGCAGUCACCCCUAAAGUAGAAACUUUCCCAAAACCAGACCCAACCAUCACCCCUAAAGAGGAAAUAUCCCCUAAACCAGACUCAACUCUCACCCCAGAAUUAACGACCACCCCUAAACCAUACUCAACCCUCACCCCAGAAUCAACAACCACCCCUAAACCAGACUCAACCCUCACCCCAGAAACAACGACCACCCCUACAGAAGAGAGUGAAAUGAUGGGCAGUGGUGACAAAGCUAAGACAAUCACACCACCAGAGGAACAGAUGCCUGCAGUUGCAGAGAGCAAGGACUCACACAGGGGGGCACCAGAAAGCAACACAAUUCAAGAGAAACCAGAGGAAAGUCCAAGGGCCACUGCCGAAGCUACCGGGGAUGCCUUAGACAGUCCGUCAGGCUCCCGCGCCUCAGCCGAUUCGACUGUUUCCCAUGCCUCAGCCGGCUCGACUUGGUCCCGCGCUUCAGCUGGCUCUUCAGGUUCCCGUGCCUCAUCAGAGGUGACCGGCCUGCUCCUGGUACUCGGGACCGUUCCUCUGGUCGGCGUCCUGCUUCUUGAGCCCCGCUUCAGGGAGGGGACAGUAUUAGUUAUCUUCCUCAUGUCCAGAUGCUAA